UAGGAGAGCGCUGCUGCGUCACAGCACUGUGCUCUGCAGUGAAGUUGGUAAAUAAGGUUUGACCUUGCUGUGGAGAGAGGGCGGUAGAUAAACUGGAUUAAACGCUGUGUGCUGUAGUGAAGUAACAACAAAAGCAGCAGCAGGAGGGCGACACUAAACAACAACUACCCCUGCUGCUAACAUACAAACACAGUGGAGUCCUGUGGUGGUGUAAGGACGAGGCCCAGUGAAAGUUGCUGCUCAGUAGCCUCAAUAAAGUUUUACUGACCUCGCCUGUGUCCACAGAGCUGGACACACGAGCAGCAGCAGCAGCAGCAGCAGCAGCAGUACAGUCGCCGCCCCACACCUGCUGAUCGUCAUGGCAGGUGAUAUGAUGUUACUAAUGCGGGGCUUGGCUAAAUUAAGCCAGGCAGUUGUUGAGACUCAGGCCAGUACCUUGCGCAGUGGCACAGCAGUUGCAGGAGUUGGUGCUGCUGUCCAGGGCGUCCAGUCAGCAGCUGAACAAGGCUUUUCUGUUGCCAUGAUGAAGAUGCAGGAACUGUCUGGCCAGCAGCAAACAACUUCCACAGAGCAGGAAUUUGACUUUCCUCCGGAUGAAAGUGAGUUCUCAGCUUCAGAGUUUCGUGAGGAAAGCGCAGAGUUUACUGCGGAUCACUCAGGAAUUGGCACCGACACAGUAGCCUUUGAGAGCGCAGCAGCAGCAGCAGCAGCAGCAGCAGCGAGCGCAAGCCAUGUCAACGGGAAACAGUCUCUGUUUGAGGGAUACAAAGAUCCAAGCAAGCAGUUCAGUGGAGACUCCAGAUCUUACCACCAUGAUGCCAGACAUUACACUGGACGCCAUCAUCUCUACAGUCUGAACAGACACGUGGGGGGGCAACUAUGCUCUCAACAUCUGGUCACGCAGAUCAGAAGCUACCAUCAGGACCAGUCCACAGUUGGAGGUCUGACAGCGGAAGACAUUGAGAAAGCGAGACAGAGGAAGGGGCCUGAGUCUAAACCACACAAACAGAUGUUAAGUGAGAGAGCCAGAGAGAGGAAAGUGCCUGUGACACGGAUCAGCAGACUGGCCAACUUUGGAGGUCUGGCCCUUGGGUUGGGUAUUGGAGCUCUGGCUGAAGUUGCUAAGAAGACCAUGAGACAUAGUGGUGGGUCAGGGGAAAAUAAGGCAGUUCUGGACUCCAGCCCCUUUCUGUCAGAGGCUAAUGCCGAACGUAUCGUCAGGACUCUGUGUAAAGUCAGAGGAGCGGCACUGAAACUGGGACAGAUGCUCAGCAUUCAAGACGACGCAUUCAUCAACCCACAGCUCGCCAAGAUAUUUGAGCGUGUAAGACAGAGCGCUGACUUCAUGCCAAUCAAACAAAUGACGAAAGCACUGAACCAUGACUUUGGCCCUAACUGGAGAGACAAGUUGGGGUCUUUCGAGGAACGUCCUUUCGCAGCAGCCUCCAUUGGCCAGGUUCACUUGGCGAGGAUGAAGGACGGCAGGGAAGUGGCCAUGAAAAUACAGUACCCCGGUGUGGCUCAGAGUAUCAACAGUGAUGUCAACAACCUCAUGACGGUGCUGAAUAUGAGCAAUGCCCUGCCUGAUGGUUUGUUCCCGGAGCAUCUGAUAGACGUUAUGAGGAAAGAGCUGGCACUGGAAUGCGACUACAUAAGAGAAGCCAAGUGUGCUAAGAAAUUCAGGGAGCUACUGAAGGACCAUCCGUUCUUCUAUGUACCAGAGGUGAUAGACGAGCUGAGCAGCAGCCACGUCCUGACCACGGAGCUCGUCCCCGGGUUUCCUCUGGACAAGGCUGAGAACCUCUCGCAGGAGCUGAAAAAUGAGAUCUGUCACAACAUCUUGACGUUGUGCCUCAGAGAGCUGUUUGAGUUCAGAUACAUGCAGACGGACCCAAACUGGUCCAACUUCUUCUACGAUCCACAGACACACAGGGUGGCGCUGUUGGACUUUGGAGCCACACGAGGAUUUGAUCAGAGUUUCACAGAUGUCUACAUCGAGGUUAUCCGUUCAGCUGCUGAAGGCGACAGUGAGGGAGUCCUGAAGAAAUCUAUAGAGAUGAAGUUCCUAACUGGCUACGAGUCCAAGGCGAUGAUCAACGCCCACGUGGACGCGGUGAUGAUACUCGGCGAAGCCUUCGCUUCCACAGAGCCUUUCAGCUUUGGUUGUCAGUCGACCACAAAGAGGAUCCACAACCUGAUCCCCGUGAUGCUCAAGCACCGCCUCACUCCGCCUCCGGAGGAAACGUACUCGCUGCACCGCAAGAUGGGCGGUUCUUUCCUCAUCUGCUCCCGUCUGAACGCACAGUUGCCCUGUAAGGAGAUGUUCCAGUCGGCGUAUCAGAAGUACUGGGAGGGCCGCACGCCACCCUCUCAGCCGGCGUAAGCCGCUCUCAGGUGUCAGGAUGUUUGAUGGACAGGUCCUGGGGCCAACGGCAAAGUGCCCAUCCAUGUUAAGGUCAGUCAGGUGUAAAGAUGCAGGAGUGCAGAGUGGAGGCCAUGUUAUUUUCUUCUUAAGCUGAACACCAGCUCAUCUUUUCCAUUUUUCCACUUGAACAUAUUUACAGCUGCCACUUCUGAAAAGGAGAGAGUGACAAUAUGGCAUGUGGAGGCCAAGCUCUUACCCUGUGUAUGGCCCUGAGAACACAGACUGAUAAAGAGGGUGGGUGUGGAUAUAAGAAGAGAGCAACAAUCUUGUUAAGGUGUAAAAUGAAUGUAAAAUGGUUUGUUGUUU
Molecule: messenger RNA, 2731 nt
Organism: Solea solea (common sole)
Lineage: Eukaryota; Metazoa; Chordata; Actinopteri; Pleuronectiformes; Soleidae
Gene: coq8aa
Product: coenzyme Q8A, genome duplicate a
Exons: 17
Coding region: 359-2383 (674 amino acids)
Biological process (GO): ubiquinone biosynthetic process
Cellular component (GO): extrinsic component of mitochondrial inner membrane
Molecular function (GO): kinase activity
Source: RefSeq, a predicted model, not a curated record